This is a messenger RNA of Sesamum indicum (sesame), 1189 nucleotides long. The record is from RefSeq and is a predicted model, not a curated record. Lineage: Eukaryota; Viridiplantae; Streptophyta; Magnoliopsida; Lamiales; Pedaliaceae.
CUCUGUUAUCAUCUCCGUUCUUUACACAGAGAGAUGACAACCAAAUCAUUGAUAGUGUGCUUUGGCGAGAUGCUGAUCGAUUUUGUGCCUGAUACCGCCGGAGUGUCAUUGGCUGAAUCUCAUGGAUUUCUUAAAGCCCCAGGCGGCGCACCCGCCAACGUGGCUUGUGCUAUUACCAAACUUAGCGGUAGUUCUGCUUUUAUCGGGAAGGUCGGGGAAGACGAGUUUGGGCGGAUGCUGGUAGACAUCUUGAAGAAAAAUGGAGUUAAUAGCGAGGGAGUGCGUUUCGAUCAGCAAGCUAGAACAGCGCUUGCAUUCGUGACAUUAAAGCACAACGGAGACAGGGAGUUCAUGUUUUAUAGGAACCCUAGCGCAGACAUGUUGCUGAAGGAAUCAGAGCUGGACAUCAAAAUGAUAAAGCAGGCCAGCAUCUUUCACUAUGGAUCCAUAAGCCUCAUAUCUGAGCCAUGCAGGUCCGCUCACAUGGCUGCCAUGAAAGAUGCCAAGGAAGCUGGCGCUUUGCUCUCUUAUGAUCCCAACGUUCGCUUGCCUCUCUGGCCUUCCGCACAAGCCGCUAGGGAUGGAAUCAAGAGCAUUUGGAACAAAGCAGAUUUCAUCAAGGUUAGCGAUGAUGAGGUUGAAUUCCUCACACAGAAAGAUCCUCAAAAGGAAGAUGCCGUGAUGUCCCUGUGGCAUGAUCAGCUCAAGCUUCUUGUUAUUACUGAUGGAGGGAAGGGCUGCAGAUAUUUUACCAAGGCAUGCAUCUUUAAAGGAAAAGUUGAUGGGUUCUCUGUGAAGACAAUUGACACAACAGGGGCAGGCGAUGCCUUUGUUGGGGCACUCUUGGUGUCCAUUGCCAAAAACCCAUCAAUUAUGCAGGAUGAGGCAAAGUUGAAAGAAGCUUUAACGUUUGCAAAUGCAUGUGGGGCAAUUUCUACCACUCGGAAAGGAGCUAUUCCAGCACUGCCUACCGUAUCCGACGCACAAGCUCUCAUUGCUCAAGCGAAGGCCAAGUAGCGAUUCUUUUUAAUAGACUAGUCUCUCUCCCACUAUUUGGAUUUUCAAGAACAAGGUCUUUCAUUCAACUUAGUUUAUUUAUGGAUUUGGUCAAGCCUUUUUCUUAAUUAGAAGUGUGCAACCCAUAUCCCAACUUUUGAUAUAUAAAUACAAUAUACAUAUAUAUGGCUCA